AUGGCGCUCAAGGAUUCCCAAAAAAAAAAAAGAGGGGGGGUCUCCACUCUCCAGGAUGGGUUGGGGCGUCUGGGGGCGUCGCUGCUGCUCUUGGCCGGCCAGAUGUUGCUCCAGACGGUCAGGGCGCUUCUGGGACGCUUCUUGCCGGCCCGAGCCCGCGAUCUGACCGCCGACUGCGUCCUCAUCACCGGCGGAGGACGAGGCAUCGGGCGCGCCCUGGCUCGCGAGUUCGCCCGGCGCGGAGCCCGCAAGAUUGUCCUGUGGGGACGGACGGAGAAAUGCUUGAGGGAAGCCGCGCAGGAGAUCCGAGCGAUGGGCACCGAGGGCCACUAUUUCAUCUGCGACGUGGCCAACCGGGAAGAAGUUUACCGGCAAGCCAAGGCCGUCCGGGAAAAGGUGGGAGAUGUCACCAUCCUGGUGAACAAUGCAGCUGUGGUUCAUGGCAAGACCCUCCUGGACAGCGAUGACCACGCCUUGCUCAAAUCCCAACACAUCAACACCCUGGGACAAUUCUGGACCACCAAGGCCUUCCUGCCACGGAUGCUGGAACUGCAGCGAGGACACAUCGUCUGUCUCAACUCCGUCCUCGCUUUGUCGGCCAUUCCUGGCGCCGUGGAUUACUGUACGUCCAAGUCUUCUUCUUUCGCCUUCAUGGAGAGUUUGACCUUGGGUCUGCUGGACUGUCCGGGGGUCAACGCCACCACGGUCUUGCCCUUCCACACCAACACGGAGAUGUUUCAAGGAAUACGCAUCAGGUUUCCCAAUCUUUUUCCUCCCCUCAAGCCGGAGAUGGUGGCCCGAAGGACGGUGGAGGCCGUCCAGCGGAACCAAGCUUUCCUCCUGCUCCCAUGGACUAUGCACAUCCUCAUUUUCUUAAAAAGCUUCUUCCCGCAAACGGCGCUGGACGAAAUCCACCGGUUCGCCGGGAGCUACCAGUGCAUGAAUACUUUCAAAGGAAGGACCUAAACAACACUUGUUGACCAUCAGAACCUUGGUCUCCUUCCAGGGAUGGGCUCCUGUUCUCCUGGGUUGCGGCGAGGCCUCUGAAGGACGGGCCAGUCCAUCCACCACGGAAGGCCCAACCCACCAGGGCUCCGUUAUUUUAGCUUGUGAGCAGUUUAGAGAUGUUCCUCAGCUUGGAGGCAUCUCAGAGGGGUUCCAUCACUUUGUUUUUUGGAGUCUCCCGGAUGACCGAGGAAGGUCCGUUUUGGCUUCCACCACACCACAUUUCCAGGCAGAUGAUGGCUCUCCUCGAGGUCCUUCUUUUGAAGGAGAAGGGAGCUUGGGUUGUCCUCUGCUGGUCCAUCUUCACAGGAGAUGUUCUAAUUGAGAGGGCCUUCGAAGUUUCCAUUCAUUGGGAUCUUACAGCCAAGCUGCCUCCAAACCACCACUGAAGAGCGAUGAACGUUACGUGAACUUGGACGGAAACAGACUUCGGAUGGUUCCUGGACGACUUCUCUGCCGUUGGGAGAGACCCAACCUACGUUUUCAAGUCGCGUAGACCCACAUCCUCCGUCUGCGAUGGUCGAGAUGGGACGCUUGACCCCCCCCCGAUGGAGACCUUCUCAGCUAUUUGGGCCUGACUGGAGCAAGCUGGUGGGGCCAAACCCACAGGAGGAGAGGACCAGGCUGUCUCCUGCCUUGGACGGAGGGGGGGAGCGGGGUCAGACUAGACGAUCUCCAAGGUCCCAUCCAGCCCCUAAGAGCUCUGUAAAUCUACAGGGAAUUAUCCAUAAAUCCAGGAAAUCUUUCUUAA
Pantherophis guttatus is the source of this 1756-nucleotide messenger RNA. It is a transcript of the gene DHRS3, whose product is annotated as dehydrogenase/reductase 3. Lineage: Eukaryota; Metazoa; Chordata; Lepidosauria; Squamata; Colubridae. The record is from RefSeq and is a predicted model, not a curated record. Gene Ontology annotation, molecular function: all-trans-retinol dehydrogenase (NAD+) activity. Gene Ontology annotation, biological process: regulation of retinoic acid receptor signaling pathway; retinoid metabolic process. Gene Ontology annotation, cellular component: lipid droplet.